AUGAAUUCAUUUUAUAAUAUGACUGAAUUAAAUACACCAUUAGAUACAUUAAUAGAUUGUAUGAUGAUUAAAACAAAACAUUCAAAUGCAAGUUAUAUAGCAUGUAUCAUUUCAAAUAUUUAUGGAACUUUGAUAGGAUAUUUUUUCCCAAUUAUUGGAAUAUUUAAUAUAAUUACUAACAGUAUUAUCAUUGUUAUAUUUAUUAUAUUUCUUCAUCAUAAAAAUAGAUAUUUUAUAUAUUUAGGAAUAUUAGCUAUAUCAGAUAUUGGAAUUAAUAUUUUUAUUGGUUGGUUAUGGUUAUUUCCAUCUUAUGGUCUACCAUAUAUAACAUCCGGAUCUAUAUACUAUUUUAUAUUAACAAUAUCUAGUAUUCAUUGUCGUUUAUGGAAGUCGAUUCAAAUAUUCUGGUGUAAUCUCCGAGGUAAUAUGUAUAUAGUAUUAGCAUUUGAUCGUUUACUUUUAUUAUAUAAACCUUUAAAUUAUAAAGUAUCUUCUUCUAUAAUACUACUUAUUAUAAUAUUUAUUAUCAGUAUUACAAUGUCAUUACCAAUUAUAAUCUAUACAGAUUUGUUAAUAACUCAACAGCUCCUCACUUGUUGGUUUACGAAUUACAGAGUAUUACUCUCAUUCUACAAAGUGUUAUUUUCUAAUUCAUGCCUAUUUCAAUUAACACUUGUUAGUUUAGUAGAUAUAUUCUUCUUAGUAAAGAUAAUCAAAUGGUCUCAUCAACGUCGUCAUAUUAAGAAUACAAUAUCAGCUUUGAAAACAAAACAAAUAUCAAAGAUUAAAACAAUUCUUUUAUUGGAUAUUAUAUCAUUUAUAUGUUCAAUGCCAAGUAGUAUUGUUUAUAUGUAUUUAUCAUCUAAAUAUAAACCAAAUAUAGAAUAUAUACGUGUAUUAACACUACUAAUUCAUAUGUCAUGGAGUUUAAUAUUUUUACAAUCUUCAUUAAAUAUAAUACUAUAUUAUAAACGUAUAAAUUAUUUUCGUCAAAUUUUAUUAAAAUUUAUUAAUGGUCAUCAUUAUAUCCAUGGAAGAUUAUCAAUGAUUUACAAGUCAUAG
Messenger RNA from Schistosoma rodhaini, 1062 nucleotides. The record is from the annotation of a GenBank genome assembly. Lineage: Eukaryota; Metazoa; Platyhelminthes; Trematoda; Strigeidida; Schistosomatidae.